Molecule: messenger RNA, 5328 nt
Organism: Brassicogethes aeneus
Lineage: Eukaryota; Metazoa; Arthropoda; Insecta; Coleoptera; Nitidulidae
Source: the annotation of a GenBank genome assembly
GCAUGCUUCGGCCAGUGUCAAUGGUGCGGUCGAAAAGAACGUACACGAAUUCUUAAAGGUGCAGCGUCCGUAAAGCGAUAGCGAACAGUGCGAUCGAGAGUUGGUGUUAAAACUGCAAUUACUUCGGACAACUUGUACACACAAGUAAGUUCAGUGUUUUCGGUGUUGUGUGAAAAAUUGCCGUGCAGUUGUGAAAAGUUCGUUUUCUUGGAAUACGAAGCCCAGGAUUCUGAGGUCUAAGAUUUGAGGGGAUAAUUUACAAAUAUCGAAAGAGGUAAAUGUGGCACCGACCACAUUACAACCAUCCACAGCAAUGCAACAGUAUGGAUCGUGCCCAUCAUUCGUCCUCCCACCACCACAUCUCCUCUCCGCAGGACCACUCGCCGCAACACGCUCUGACUUUGCACCCCGAGCACCUGUCUGCCACGUUUGUGCGAAGGUACGUUCCCCAAACGCCGCCCCAAGUGCGCAGAGCCUACUUGCAGUUUCCGCCGCCUCCCAAAUACCCGCCUUCCACGUCUAAGAUGGAGGAUUUCAGCGUGGCGGGGCCUUCGACGUCGAGACAAGACCACUGGGAGGUGCCUGUCCCCAACGACUACUCCUACGCUUACUACGAACCCGGACCCCCCACGAAGCACAUGAAUGUGCCCAGUACCUACCGAGGGGGCUCGUACAGGAGCAGGCACACCUACCUGACGAGGUACGGCACCGAGGAGAACAUAUACGAAGAAAUAAGCGAUAUAGCUCGAGCUAGAUUGCACCACCAGGAGUCCCUGAUGUCCCUGAACCAAAGCUUAGUCGAGGAGGAGGUCCGUAGGGUGCAAAGCGGCCACCGACGCGUGUUGGGCGAGUUGAACCUCUCAGUGGAGGCCAUGCUGAUGCCUUCGAGCUCGCGGGAGGGCAGCGAGGAGGACCGCGACAACGAGGUCGAAGACACGCUGGCGGACCUGCUGACAGUCGGCCCGACCGACGAACUUUUGUCUCCGGUGCCCAUUGUGGAUUUGGACAGUGGAUUCAGUGGCAGUUCUAGUGGCGCGAGUUACCGCAGUGCGGCCGGAAGCCUUCGCAGAGGCCCUGAGAGGCCCAAAAGUUCCUCGUCCUACGGCCCGAGGUGCUCCACUCCCGCAGACUGCGGCACGCCCAACAAGAGCUUCUGGGGCAAGAAGGCCUGGAAGAAGAUCACCGCCUUUCCAAGCAACAUCAGUCUGAACAAAAAUAAAGAUGAGCCGCGCAUGCGCGCCGGCGCGUGGGAGGUGGACGCCAGCGGCGGUUGCGAUCUGCACAGGGUGGCGGCGCCGCUGUCCGCCGUCGCGCCCGCCUCCGCGGCGGCGGGGUCCCACAACCGAACCUUGCAGCACACCGCGUCUCAGAGGAGUUCGGAGGACAGCUGGUGUUCAGGUUCGGAUCCCGACCUGUCGUCGGACGACGAAAGCGAACGAAGCGCCGCUUCCAGCAGUAGAAGUAAUGGUCAAUUGAGGAACACGCUGAACAAAGCCCGCACCCUGUGGAGAGGCAGCGGCGGCAUAGGUAGCCCGAAUAGGCUGUCGCUGGACGGCACGCUGCCUGGGGACACGUCCCCGCAACACCAAAGCAACCAGGGAAAGCUGUCGAGGUGGUUUUCUAUACGCAGGGGCAGCAGCCAUCAGUAUGACAUCGAGGGGGCGGACGCGCAGAAAAACGCCCAAGCUGGGAACAAAAUGCCACAACUGCCUGAAGUGGAGGAAGAAAGCAACAUCUCCUUCCCCAACUGCACUCCCCAGCAGAGGAGAACGCUGCCCCCCUCGCUGCCACCUCCCCCGCCGGAUUUGAGUCCCAACCAAUUGAAACGGCGAAUGAUUGUAGCCCAAAUUGUACAUACAGAAAACUCCUAUAUAGCCACUCUACAAAGAUUAGUAAAUGACUACAAAAAACACCUGGAAGAAAGCACCCCGCCAAUCCUAAACGCUACCAAAAUAUCGACGUUAUUUCUAAGACUACCAGAAAUUCUUCAGUGCCAUACGUUGUUCAGGAUAGCUCUAGCAGAAUGCGUGAGAAAUUGGGAUAAGGACGAAAAAAUCGGCGAUGUUUUCGUGGCUUCUUUCUCGAAAGCCAUCGUCUUGGACAUUUACAGCGGUUUCAUCAACAAUUUUUCGCGGGCCAUGGACCUGGCCAAAAUGGAGGCCAAAAGGAAGAGCGCCUUGGCUGAUUUUUUCAAGGUGAAACAGAUCAGCUCGCACGAUCGGUUAUCAUUUUUCGGCUUGAUGGUGAAACCAGUCCAAAGAUUCCCGCAGUUUAUCCUGCUAUUGCAGGACCUGCUCAAAUACACCCCUCAAGGACACUACGAUAGAAUGUCUUUACAACUGGCCCUCACGCAGUUAGAAUCCUUAGCUGAGAUGCUGAACGAAAGGAAAAGAGAAGCCGAGCAGUAUCAAGCGUUCAAAGAGAUGCUGAGGAAUAUAAGCGGAAAAUUCGCAGCUAGGCCUUUGUCUGAUGGAGUCAAGCAUCGGUAUUUGUUGAGGGAGGACAAUGUUACUCAAAUUGAAUACAGCCAGAACGGCAUGAUAACGAAGACCAAAUCCCGACGCUUGCUCCUACUGAACGACCUUGUGGUAUGCGUAUCGGUAGCAUCGAAAUCGGACGAUUUUGGGGCCAAUGAAAGGCUGAGUCUCAAAUGGACUUACCCCGUCUCCGACAUAGAAAUCCAAGACACGAGCACCUCACCCACGUUGUCCCGAAUUUUGACUGCAGGCCACAGCAAAGGUGGCAGCAUAAAGAGUAACGGGUCUUUCGAUGGUACUCAGCCACAGGACGCGAAUAACCUCUGCAACGAGAUGAGCACUCUCAUGCACGAUUACGAGGUUAUGAGUCGUAUCAACGACUUGACGGCUUCCUUGAAAGGAGUGUACAAGGAAAUUAGCACCGACAGUACAAGAAAAAUACUGCAACAAAUCCAGUUAUCGAUACAGCACAAGGACGAAGAGAUGGCGUGGGUGGAUUCGUGUUGUCUCCAGUUGGUUGUUAAAAACAAAGGCAAGGAGGAGACGUACACUUUUCAAACCGAUAAUCCCUCGGUUAAGAAGGAGUGGAUUACGGAGUUGAGGUUGGCUCAACUGGCGCUGGAUCCGAACAAUUCGCCGGCCUGGGAAGUCCCCGAGCAGGAGCAGAGGCCGUCGACUAAAAUGCCGCUGUUCGUCAGGUCGCAGCCUGUGUAUCAGUCACAGCAUCAAACUGAGGUGCGCUGCGGCUGCUACUACACGACAACAUCCCAAAAACCGACGAAGAAGCGUCACAAAUCGCAGAGCUACCUGUGGCUUUGCAUCUCCAACGGCGUCAGCAGCAGCAUUUCGGUACUCAGUCAGCACCACCACAACACCGAAGUGUUAAAAGACGUGGUCACGUUCUCGUUGGUGGAAACCCAAGUGACCGCGAUGGAAUUCGUCAAGGGUACCAACCUCAUGGGACCGAGUCUGGCCGGCGAGACGGUUUGGCUGGGCACCGUCAGCAGGAAGAUUAUCAUCUAUGCCGCCGACGAACCGGAGAAGCAGGAGGAGUUGGGUACCACCGUAGUAUCUGACGUAGUAAUGCAGAUCAAAUAUCACUGUGAUAAUGUGUAUGUUGCCCUCGGUAAUGGUACUCUAUACGUGUACAAGAAAAACCCCGUGGAUGGUGCUUGGUUGUUGAACGAACCGCAAAUAGUAACCUUAGGUGUAGAACCGAUAUCAUCUCUACUACCAAUUAAUAUGUGUAUAUACGCGGCGUGCGGUAAAAAGGUGUGGGUUCUUCAUGGAGCCACAGGUGAAAUCCAGAAAAGUUUCACCAUACAGCACGAGCAUGUAGGGAAUGUUAACCUGAUGGCGCACAGUGGUAUAGGUCUGUGGAUAUCGCAGAAAAACUCGAGUACCAUUUGCCUGUACCACACCGAAACCUUCAAGCACCUGCAAGACAUCAACAUCGCCUCCAUAGUGAUGAGGGUGACGGGGUCCGGCUCUAGAGACACCAUAAACAACAACAGAGCCCACGUGAGCGUUACGGCGUUGUUGGCCUGCAAAGGCCUUCUGUGGGUGGGCACGAACGUCGGCAGAACCCUCACCAUACCUCUGCCGAGAUUGGAGGGCGUACCGAUCAUCAGCGGCAGAGUGAAUAUAUCGUACCACGCUCAUUUCGGACCGAUUACAUUCUUGCUAGCCUUGCAGCCAAAGAACUUCGCCUCGAAUCUUUCGAAAACUCUCUCCAACGCCGCAAAGGACGAUAAAAUGGAACCGGACAGUUUGGAGAACAGCUUCACGGAAAAAUCGGAAAGCGACCGGCCCAAAAUGGAGAAGCAGCUGUCCGAUAUAUCGCAGAAACUGAAGUUCCAACUGAGUAGUAGCCCGGUAGCUUUGCGCAGACGCCGAUCGAAAGAUUCCGACAUAUCGCGCUUAUCUAAAACGUUACCGCGCGGUAUCGGCACGGGUGGCUCCGUGUUCAGCACUUCGAGCACUUCGUCGCAAAGUUCCGGCGACACGUGCAACGUCUACGGGUUGUACGGCGAUUUGAUGUACGUAAAAGACUACGAGAGGGACGAGAACAUUUUGAACGAGACGUUCAACGAAUCGCGAAGAAAAAGCGACCCCGAAUUGGCCGCGAUACCUAACAAAGUCAGCACUCUGGAUAGGAGGUUGAAAAUGAAGGUCAGCAGGCCUAGAUCGCUGGAUCUCUCCAACUGGUCUGUGGACUCUAGAUCCUCAAGUCUGUGCACUUCUUCAGGGAGUGAAGAGAGCAUGGCGAUUCGGCACAGCAUCCACGGGAGGAGCAUUUCGCGUAACAACUCCAACGCAAGCAGACAAUUAAACGAAAACAACACCUCAAAAGUAGAAAAAGAGCCGCCGCAGCCUACUGCCGCGGCAAAAACAAAAACCCUCAAAACCAACGCAUUCGACAACACCCGCAGAACCGUCAUAACUCUGAUGGGCGGGAGAGGUUACGUGAAUUGCAGACAGCCGUGCUGCUCGGCCGACAAAAACAAAACGACAGCGCCUGUCAAGGAGGCGAACAGUAACGAUGCGCAUAUCGUGAUAUGGGAGCUAAAGUUGUGAUUUCUUCGGACGGUGGAUAGAGAAAUGUUAUUAUACUUAUUAUAUUUGAAAUUUUUUAUAUUACGGAAAGAGUCGCGUCUUAAUUUAUUCGACAUCAAUGUUUUUAUUUAUUUUGUAAUAAAUGUCAUCACAAAAAAAUACUUGAAUGUGUACUGUUAUAUUUAAUUAUAAUGGUUGUAUGUACCUAUUAAAUAAUAAUUUUAUUAUUGUUCUCUGUGUUAUAUUAUUAAAGUUAAUAUGUAAUAGAUUUGUGUUUUAUUUUUUGUUCAACUGG